Messenger RNA from Scleropages formosus (Asian bonytongue), 2790 nucleotides. RefSeq names its product vasopressin V2 receptor-like. Gene Ontology annotation, molecular function: vasopressin receptor activity; peptide binding. Lineage: Eukaryota; Metazoa; Chordata; Actinopteri; Osteoglossiformes; Osteoglossidae. The record is from RefSeq and is a predicted model, not a curated record. Gene Ontology annotation, cellular component: plasma membrane. Gene Ontology annotation, biological process: G protein-coupled receptor signaling pathway; positive regulation of vasoconstriction; regulation of systemic arterial blood pressure by vasopressin. The coding region runs from base 426 to 2057 and encodes 543 amino acids. The transcript has 7 exons.
UACAUCUGCUUGUGGGAGUGGACCUAGGGAGAGGCGACGAGCCUGAGACGAGUCCCGCACACACUACGGGCAUUUCCUUGGAUAACCUGCGUGCACAUAUUUGAGAAAAAGAAAAAGGCAAGAAAACCACUGCAUGUUCAGCCUAAAAGAGAGAGUAGAAGAAACAGAUUGAGACGCAGAGCACUGCCAAGAUAUGGUGACCCACAUCUAGCCGGUCAUGACAAACACAGUGACAGGGUAACACACGCAUACACACGCACGUAGCUGCUCAAUGGACAGGAGUGAAACUGUGGAUUAUAGAAGGUGUUCUGGCAACUUUACACAACAGUGCGGACAACAGCGUUAGCUCAGGACAAAGGCAAAGGACGGAACUACAGAGGUGGAAAGAUGCACUGAGAGAGAGCUGUUUUACAGGCAAGGCAGCCAUGUCCUGGGAAACCGAUUGGGAUGGACCCACCUAUUUCGCUUCGGAAAGGAACCUCAGCUCGCCCCUGCUCCCAGACCCUACCAACCUCAGCCACACGCGCGAAGGGUCACUCUCUGCCGCAGUUCCCGAAAAUGCCACCGGAUCCCUUCUCCUCAGUCCACCUACACCGAGGAUACGAGACCCAAUCCUGGCCCAGGCCGAGGUCGCAAUUCUGGGGCUGAUUCUGGCCCUGACAGUCCUGGGGAACAGCUUUGUCCUCUGGGUCCUGUUGAGGAAAAGGAAGCAUCGCGCACCCAUGCACCUCUUCAUGGUCAACUUGUGCAUGGCAGACCUGGUGGUGGCCAUCUUCCAAGUGCUUCCCCAGCUGGUGUGGGACAUCACGGAGCGCUUCCAGGGUCCCGAUGCCAUGUGCCGCUUGGUCAAGUACCUGCAGAUCGUGGGCAUGUUCGCUUCUUCUUACAUGAUCGUGGCCAUGACCGUGGAUCGCUAUUACGCCAUCUGCUGCCCCCUUCAGGCAUACCGCGGUGGGGCAACUUCAUGGUGGAAUCCCCCUAUCAUGGUGGCCUGGGGCCUGGCCCUGGUGCUCAGUCUACCCCAGGUAUUCAUUUUCUCCAGGUCAGAGAUGUCUCCAGGAGAGUUUGAGUGCUGGGGUCACUUUGCGGAGUCCUGGGGGCUGAAGGCUUACGUCAGCUGGAUGACCGUGGUUGUGUUUUUACUGCCAGCCCUCAUCAUCACCGUGUGUCAGGUACGGAUAUUCAGGGAGAUCCACAACAACAUCUAUCUUAAAUCGGAAAGGGUGGUGUCGGCAGAGCUGAAGAAGAACUCGGUCCUGCUCCACUUCCACAGAGUGAGAAGAAUAAAGAGAGAGAGGGGCAGGAGAGCAGGAGGACGAGGCAGGGUGCCCAGAGGCGGUCACCUCCCGAAGACUACCCCCAGCUACCUCUGCCGCCCUCACUGUCACAGUCCUCUUCACACUGUUGCCCGCAUGAAUUCGUCAGACUGCGGAUGUCCCCACUCCAAUGGAUCUGCUAAUGGGAGCUCCAGCAAAGAAGAGGCAGAAACAUGUCCAAGUGUCCUGCCCUCUAGUGAGGAUCUGUCCAGUCAUCCUGGCACCUGCCCAACUGUAAGACCCGAACCUGUGGACAAUUUGGAGAACCACCGUCCCGCUCCUGCACUGGGCACGGACGCUUGCCUUAGCUCCUUUGCUUACAACCAUCCCUGCAACAGCUCCUCGGGAUGCCUCUGCGCCCCAUCUCCCUAUGCUCCUCUGACCCACUCCGUCUCACCGUCAAUCCCUGGCGUGUCUAAAGCCAUGUCCAAGACAGUGCGAAUGACCCUGGUCAUAGUGCUGGUCUACACCGUGUGCUGGUCCCCCUUCUUCAUCGUCCAGCUGUGGGCCGCCUGGGACCCCAACUCUCCGAACCAAGGCGUGGCCUUCACCAUCCUCAUGCUGCUGGCGAGCCUCAACUCCUGCACCAACCCCUGGAUCUACACGGCCUUCUCCAGCAGUGUGUCUCAUGAGCUGCAGGCCCUGCUGUGCUGCAAACCCCACUCCACCCGCUGCACCUCCUUUCCCGAUGACUCCAGCACAACACACACUUCCACCACAGCCAAAGACACUCUUUACUGACAGCGGUGCCCGUCUUGCCGUGGCGGGGAAUGGACGUGACCGUUCAUUUGCCGGGUUGCAAACUGGAAAUCCAGCCAUUUCAGUACACUCCGUGGAUACCGAGUAGCCUGUUUAUGGAUCCCUCUGGGACUGUCAAGGAACACGAGUGACACGUGGAAUAUAUUUCUAAUCUACAUUGGAUUGCCAUGAAUGUACAGUUGUGGUCGACUGAUUGCACCCGUACGGGGGGGACCAGAGGUUGCAAAUAAACCAGUACAGAACUGGGAAUUCCAUAAACAUUCAUCAAGGUGGGAAAGGCAGCUUAGGGGACAGAACUAGGAGAGUUUCAGCUGCAGUCAAAACUGUGUGAAUUUAAAUCAGGAAAUUUCCAAAUAACAGCUGUGCACUCUGGCUCCUUGAGUUAUGAAUAAGAAAGAAUUCAGUUUGUAACUCAGUUUGUUCAUAACUACAAUUAGUCACAACUAAUAUAAAGCACAUAAUACAGACAUCCCUCCAUGUAUUUAUGGCUUAAGUUCUGUAAAAAUGUAGCUUUGCUUAGUAGUAUUUUCUAAAACUUUAACAUUUUUUAUUAACUCUGUUGACUAUGUUAUCUAUUUUAAUAUUAAAAAUAAUUUUAAAGGAUUGAAUAAUGUGUUCUCUCUAAAUACUAAAUUCCAAUUGAUUCAUCCCAAGAAAUAUGUAGUGGGCAGCUGGUAGUGUAAUGCUUCGAGCUGCUGCCUUUGGACCCACCUCC